Messenger RNA from Acanthosepion pharaonis, 834 nucleotides. Lineage: Eukaryota; Metazoa; Mollusca; Cephalopoda; Sepiida; Sepiidae. The record is from the annotation of a GenBank genome assembly.
AUGAAGGCACAGUUAACAACAACCUCUCCUCAACAUCUAUCUAUCUAUCUAUCUAUCUAUCUAUCUAUCUAUCUAUCUAUCCCAGUGUGCUCGCAUCUAUCUAUCUAUCUAUCUAUCUAUCUAUCUAUCUAUCUAUCUAUCUAUCUAUCUCAGUCCAUUCCGAUCUAUCUAUCUAUCUAUCUAUCUAUCUCAGUCCAUUCCGAUCUAUCUAUCUAUCUAUCUAUCUAUCUAUCUAUCUAUCUAUCUAUCUAUCUAUCUAUCUAUCUAUCUCCUCCACUCUCUAUGUUCUCUGUUCUCUCUCUCUCUCUCUCUCUCUCUCUCUCUCAUUCUCUCUCUGUCUGUCUCUUUCUCUCCUUUAAUCCUUUUUCUUUCCUUGUCUUUCGGUUUUUUACCACUCUUUUAUUUUUCUUGAUCUGUCUUGCUUCUAUUUUCUUUCUUUUUUUUAUCUCCUUUUUUCUUUCUUUCCUUCUUUCCUUUUUUCUUUCUCUCUUUCCUUCUUUCUUUCUUUCUUUUUUUCUUUUUUUCUUUCUUGUUUUCUCUUUCAUUUUUUCCCCUAGACUUUCCUUCUUUCUUUACACAUUCAAAACCAACGUUCCAUUCUUUAUCGCCGUGUAUAUAAUUCUGGCGAUAAGUUUGUCUAUCUAUCUAUAUUAUUGUCUGAUCAUCUAUCUAUCUAUCUAUCUAUCUAUCUAUCUAUCAUUGUCUGCUCAUUUUUUUUUAUCUAUCUAUUAUUGUCUGAUCAUUUUUUUAUCUAUCUAUCUAUCUAUUUUUUUAUCUAUCAUCUAUUAUUGUCUGAUCAUUUUUUUUUAUCUAUCUAUCUAUCUAUCUGCUUAG